Messenger RNA from Tetrapisispora phaffii CBS 4417, 1659 nucleotides. It is a transcript of the gene ART10, whose product is annotated as Art10p. Lineage: Eukaryota; Fungi; Ascomycota; Saccharomycetes; Saccharomycetales; Saccharomycetaceae. The record is from RefSeq and is a predicted model, not a curated record. The coding region runs from base 1 to 1659 and encodes 552 amino acids. The transcript has a single exon.
AUGGCAGAUAUAAAGCUAAUCAUCGAUCCACCAAUUAAUAAUGAGUAUUUUAGCAAUGAGGACCUUAUCUCUGGAACAAUUAUACUAGAUAUUAAGAAGUCACUAUCAAUCAAGAAAAUCAAUGUAAAGUUAAAGGGUUAUGUUGAAACUUUAACUAAAAUGAGUGGAGAUUAUUUUCAUGGUCAAGGUGGUUUAAUGACACCUGUUCAAGAUAAUAGAUCAAUACAUGGUAUAAUCGAUAUAGACCAAAGAGUUUUUCCACCUGAUAAUGUGUGGGAUGCAUUGGAUGGUAAUGUGAAACCAUUUAAAGUUAAACCUGGCUCAUAUGACUACCGUUUUCAAUUUCCCAAAUUACCCAAAAGACCAAGUUGCAUCCAGCAUCAUAUAUAUGAUAUUAAUUGUUUUGUAAAAAAGAGUGAAACUAGAUUACCUCCUAGUUUUAAUUAUGAGUGGCAAGAUCCUACAAAAAUUGAUAAUCUGGAUAUAUAUUUUUACUCCUUUGGAAAAGUGCUGUAUUACAUCCAAGUCCAAUUAGAAUUAGGUAAGUCUAAAGCUUGGUACAAGCCCUUUAAUAGAUAUUUCACUGAGACGGAAUAUAUUAAUUUUAUUCCUGAUCCAAAAGAGACAAUGUAUAAAGUUGAUUAUGACAAAAUUGCUGAAGUUGGAGAAGUCGAAUAUACGGAACAGAACCUUAAUAACUCAAUUGUCACCGGGGAUGGAGUAAAUAGGAGGCGACUACUUAGAGAGAAAGACAAGUUCACAAUUCCGCAUAAUGUCAAUGAUAAUGAUAACGAAAAUGAACUUACCAAUAUGAUGAGUAAUACAAUGUUGAAUGCACCAGCGGUCACUACUGACCAAAACGAACUUCCUACUUUUAGUAGUCUUGAGGUUGAUGCUCUUUCCGACACAAAUAAUAACACGAUAGAUAUUAUUCAAGGUAAUUCAAGGAGUAAUUUAACAUCCCGUCAUCUUAUAUACAAAUCUACCUAUUCCGUUCACAUUGGAGAUGAUGCUACUAUUAUGUGUGUUGAAGUUCGAAGCCGUGGAUUAAAAUAUACUUAUCGCCGUGAUUUUUUGUUUCGCCAUGGCAGUAACAAAUUCGAUCAUAUUUUCUUAGUUUUUAAAGGGAACAAAGAUACAAUCCGCAAUACAAAAGUUACUCCAUUGAAGAUGCAACUAAACUUAUUAGAAUAUGCUUCAUAUUUAUCGCAUGGUGUGGCCAAUGAAAAUGUUUCGUCAUUAAGAUUGAUAGAAGUGACUGAUUUGAAUAGUCCUGAAAAUAAGAAUAUCGUCAAUUUCGAAGAGUGUAGGACCCUCAUGACUCCUGAUUUAGGAUAUGGAAAAUGUAAAAUGGAAUGUGAAUUAAAAUUAAAAGAUCAUGAAAUUUUAAAGAAAUUAAGAUUCAAUAAAGAGAAUUAUUUGCAUAGAGGUAACAGAUUGUUUAGUUUUAAAUGUUGCACAAUAAAGAGAAUAUUUAGAUUCCAAUUAGUAAUAUCCUGGCAAAUUGGUGGUAAGGUUAUUCAAACUGAGAACAUUAUCAACAAUGCACAAAUAUUUUCGCAUUUAAGGGAAAAAGCAAACAAAGUGGAACAUUUGCCUAGGUAUGUUGAACCUCCCAAAUAUACUGAGGUUAGAAAUGUUGACAAUGACAAUGCAUGA